Perkinsus marinus ATCC 50983 is the source of this 2645-nucleotide messenger RNA. Its product is annotated as cGMP-dependent protein kinase, putative. The record is from RefSeq and is a predicted model, not a curated record. Gene Ontology annotation, biological process: signal transduction; peptidyl-serine phosphorylation. The transcript is spliced from 24 exons. Gene Ontology annotation, molecular function: ATP binding; cAMP-dependent protein kinase activity. The coding region runs from base 1 to 2493 and encodes 830 amino acids. Lineage: Eukaryota; Perkinsozoa; Perkinsida; Perkinsidae. Gene Ontology annotation, cellular component: cAMP-dependent protein kinase complex.
AUGUGUAUAUAUGAAACGUUUAUACUCGAGGUAAAACGUCCGGACAACGAUUACUUCCUGGACUUCGGAGUUGAGUUGAGUUUUGGUGAGAAUGAUGGCGAUCGGUGCUAUGCGGUGCAAAGCGGAGAAUUUGAGAUUAGCAUUGAUGAGGUUAAUGUUAAAACGUUGGGGAAAGGGAGUACCUUUGGAGAGCUCGCCAUGUUAUAUAAUGUGAAGAGGACGGCAACAGUGAAGUGCAAGCAAACUGGAGUGUUGUGGGAAAUAUAUGGGCGAACUUUCAAGAAGGUGAUGAAGUUACUGCAAGGCAGGAGCUUGGCACAUGUAGUCAAGUUCUUCAGCGACGAGCCAGACUUUGCCACUCUGAGUGACGCUGAUAAGAAGUCCUUGGCAUCUAUUUGUUCUGUGCAGAAAUUUGAUGACAAUAAGCAAAUACUGCGACGGGAUGAUCCUGGGGAUUGGCUGCUCAUAAUUCAGUCUGGGAGGGUACGAAGCCAAUACGGAGAGGGAAGUGAGCUCAUGCUGGAGCCUGGGAGUGUUUGUGGCGGAGUUAGUCUUAUGCAUAAUUGGAAGAAUUAUCAUAAUUCCCGAGCUGAUGGGAAUGUUGUAUGUCUGGCGCUGGCGAGAAACGGUUUGGCGAAGUUGAAUUCCAAUAUAAAGGAAGUACUGAAGAGAGCCUCUAAGAAGGGCGUGCUGAAGAAUCUUGAUUUCUAUGAGAAACUCGAUCGGGAACAGCAAAACUACUUAGUAGACGUUGUUGAGGAAUGUGAGUGUGUUGUAGCAGGGCGUCGUCCAGCUCUCGGAAAUAACGUUCCUAGGAUCCCGCGGAGAAUCAUUACAAAAAAGGAGAAAUGGUGGUCAAAGGGAAAGGCGGAGUUGCGACCAGCUGCCUCACAUAAUGGAAACUCCUCUAGAGAGGUUACUGCUGGUUGCUGUGUGGGUGAGGAGGAGUUUUUGGACAACCGCAAAAUUGAUUUUAUGUUGACUGCCACCAGUGCUCAUGGAUUACACGUAUUUGCGAUAAAGAGCGCGGCCUUUCUGGAAAAGCUAAGGAAUAGUUUUAAUAUGGUUCACCCAUUGUACGAUGUGUCGUCAUCUUCCCCUGCUGGGAGGCCGCCUUGCGUGCGACGCUAUCUUGAAUGGAACGAAAUCCGAUCGAUAUUGCAGGAAAUAUAUUUAUUUAAGACUCUCACGAAAGAGCAGCUCUCGAGAGUGGUGAUGAACAUGUCGAAGCAAAGUUUUGAUGCUUUUGCAAAAAUCUGCACAUUUGGCGAUUCGUCUGAUAAUUUUUAUCUGAUCGGAAAAGGAAGUGUGUCGGUGGAAAUACCCGGGAAGGGGGUAGUUCGUACAUUAUCAAGAUGGGAAUAUUUUGGUGAGCGCGGGUUGUUAUUUGAGAUUCCUAGAAGUGCUACUAUAACAGCAGCUGAGCCAACGACGUGUUUGAUGUUACAAAAACAGGUUUUUCUGGAUAUCGUCGGUCCGUUUAGACAGUCUCUGGUGAAUCGGAUCGAACUACAGGACGAGACUGUUAAAAAGGACGAUUUGGAGCCUGUCGCCGUUGUUGGUUACGGAACUUUUGGAAGAGUUUUUCUGGUGAGAAAUAGGAAAAGUCCCGAAAAAGAGUAUGCAUUGAAAGCGGUGUCGAAGAAACAUGUGGUUGCGAUGCAGCAGGAAAAUUCGAUCAAUAUUGAGAGGAAAAUAUUACUUCAACUGUAUCACCCCUGCAUAGUGCAGUUUGUGAAAACUUUUCAAGAUGAGAAAAAUGUAUAUUUUUUAACGGAAUUUUUGGGAGGUGGUGACUUAUUCAAUGCUAUUCGCGAGAUUGGGAACCUGAGCGAAUUCCAAGCCCGUUAUUAUUCGGCGAGUAUAAUAUUGGCGAUCGAAUACCUGCACGAAAAAGGAAUAAUGUAUCGAGAUUUGAAGCCAGAGAAUUUACUGUUGGAUUUUGACGGCUGUGUGAAGUUGGUUGACUUCGGCUGUUGCAAGCAGGCGUCGAGGUCGUACACUCUUAUGGGAACUCCAGAGUAUAUAGCACCAGAAGUGAUACUAGGACGGAGUUAUACGGAUUGCAUUGAUUGGUGGUCGACUGGUGUUUGUAUGUAUGAGUUUAUAUGUGGACCUUUGCCGUUUGGUGGUGACACUGACGAUCAGCUGGAGUUGUUUCGGCAGAUCAUCGAAGCACCAUUAAGGUUUCCGUCGUGGUUGCGGGAUCAAAACGCGAAGUCUAUUAUCACAGGGUUGAUGCAAAAAAAUCCUGAGGAGAGGCUUGGCGGAGGCGUCUCGGGAGCUAAGGAGAUAAAGCGACAUCCGUACUUCAAGAAAUUUGAUUUCGACGGGCUCUUAUCGCGGAGUGUGAAGUCGCAGUGGGUGCCCGAUAGAGAGCAAACGAUGAAGCAGUGGAUAGAUGCAACUGAUCCUGGGCUGUUGAGUUUGGAAAACUCAGGAGAGGAAAUGGCGGAUGGUUGUGUGAGCAUGGACUGGGCUAAGGACUUCUGAUGAUGCUACUACUACUACUACUACUACUACUACUACUACUACUACUACUACUACUACUACUACUACUACUACUACUACUACUACUACUACUACUACUGUUAGUUUGUAGUUAACUACGUCUGGUGGCUGUGUCCCUUUAGACGUAGUUUGCU